Molecule: messenger RNA, 1158 nt
Organism: Drosophila subpulchrella
Lineage: Eukaryota; Metazoa; Arthropoda; Insecta; Diptera; Drosophilidae
Product: serine/threonine-protein phosphatase 4 catalytic subunit-like
Exons: 2
Coding region: 61-975 (304 amino acids)
Biological process (GO): double-strand break repair via homologous recombination; peptidyl-serine dephosphorylation
Cellular component (GO): nucleus; cytoplasm
Molecular function (GO): protein serine/threonine phosphatase activity
Source: RefSeq, a predicted model, not a curated record
UUCCUGAACUUUCCAACUUUCCAUCUAGAGGCCAGAUUCCGGGGUCUUUGAAACUCCACGAUGACUGACUUGGACCGCCAGAUUGCGCAACUGCAGCGCUGCGAGCUCCUCUCGCAAGGCGAGAUCAAGAACCUGUGCGGAAAGGCUCGCGAACUCCUGGUGGAGGAGGGCAAUGUGCAGCGCGUGGACUCGCCGGUGGUCGUGUGCGGCGAUAUCCACGGCCAGUUCUACGAUCUCAAGGAGCUGUUCAGGGUGGCCGGCCAGGUGCCCAACAGGAACUUCCUCUUCCUGGGCGACUUCGUGGACAGGGGCUUCUUCAGCCUGGAGACCUUUCUGCUGCUUCUUGCCCUGAAGGUGCGCUACCCAGACCGCAUUGCCCUUGUCCGCGGCAACCACGAGUCCCGCCAGGUCACCCAGGUGUACGGAUUCUACGACGAGUGCAUGCGCAAGUUUGGGUCCGCGCUCAUUUGGCAGUGGUGCUCCGACGUUUUCGACUACCUCAGCCUGGCGGCAAUCAUCGAUGGCACGGUGUUCUGCGUCCACGGUGGACUGUCGCCGGCCAUCCAAAAUCUGGAACAAAUCCGUGUCCUAGAUCGCAAGCAGGAGGUGCCGCACGACGGGCCAAUGUGCGAUCUGCUCUGGAGCGAUCCAGAGGAUCAGCUGGGCUGGGGAGUCUCGCCUCGUGGGGCUGGUUACCUCUUUGGCUCGGAUGUGGUCGAAGCGUUCAAACACGCCAAUGGCCUGGACAUGAUAUGCCGCGCCCACCAGCUGGUCAUGGAGGGCUACAAGUGGCACUUCGGCCAAUCCGUCCUGACUGUGUGGUCAGCUCCUAACUACUGCUAUCGCUGCGGCAAUGUGGCUGCCGUCGUGGAGAUGAACGAGUUCCUAGGCCGCCAAUUUAUCAUUUUCGAUGCGGCUUCACAGGAGAAUCGAAGUUUUCCCACCAAGAAGCCACAGGCGGAGUACUUCCUCUAGGAGAAACUUUAACUGGACGAGGGAUACGUCUAUCCACUGACUACCAACUCAACUCAUCUAAGAAAAAUCAUAGAAAUAGUGAUUCAACUAUGAAACCUGCGCUUUAAUAAGAAGAAAACUCCAGAAUCCAGUCCAUUUCUCAGGAAAAGAUAGUAUGUAAGCAAAACUAUUAUAACCCAAAAA